Messenger RNA from Coregonus clupeaformis (lake whitefish), 3457 nucleotides. RefSeq names its product ankyrin repeat domain-containing protein 13C. NCBI's taxonomy places the organism in Eukaryota, Metazoa, Chordata, Actinopteri, Salmoniformes, Salmonidae. Gene Ontology annotation, molecular function: protein binding. The record is from RefSeq and is a predicted model, not a curated record. The transcript is spliced from 13 exons. Gene Ontology annotation, cellular component: cytoplasm. Bases 299 to 1876 code for a protein of 525 amino acids.
CCUUUGCAAACUCUCGCGAUACUACUGGCAGAAGAUGGCAGAUGAAUCUUCCGUACUAGUCAAAUGAUGCACUCUGUAGGAGCCGCUUAUGCAGGGACAGUUUCGGUUAUGAGAAAAAGGGACAUAGUUGUAGUUACUUAGUUAUUGCAUUCUUCUUUCCGUUUAUUCGUUGAAGAACGUAGGAUUUUCAUGUUGUGCAAUUUACCGUUUUUGGGUAUUCUUGCCAGCGAAAUACAUCUACUUGCCCAGAGGGUCAUCGUCAACGGCACCCUCUGCUCUGUUGUCAAUUGUUUAGAAAAUGACCGGAGAAAAGAUCCGCUCCCUCCGCAAGGAUCAUAAACCAAGCAAAGAAGAGGAUUUACUGGAACCGGAUGAGGAGGCUGCAACUGGCACAUUUACUUCAACCAAAACUAAUAAUAAGGGCAAAGCAAGUAAAAUCUUUAGCAAUCACAAGUUGGUCAAAUCUCCAUCGACACAGCAGCAACAUCAGAAUCAGCAAUCGCAGAUAAAUGCAAACACUAACACAUUGUCAACGGCCGACGUUAUCGAGGAUAACAACAAAAACCCUGUAAUCCGAAACGGCGAAGACUUUCCAGUCCAUGAAUGUGUAUUCAAAGGGGAUGUCCGACUCUUAUCCUCGCUCAUUCGAACUCAGAAUAUCGCUCAGAAAGAUCUCCAUGGAAACACACCCCUACACCUCGCUGUCAUGAUGGGUCACAAAGAGUGCGCCCAUCUGCUGCUGGCCCACAAUGCACCAGUAAAGGUGAAGAACGCUCAGGGAUGGAGUCCCCUGGCAGAAGCUAUCAGCUACGGAGACCGACAGAUGAUCACAGCGCUGCUAAGGAAGCUGAAACAGCAAUCCAGAGAGAGUGUGGCGGACAAGAGGCCAAAGCUACUGAACGCCCUCAAAGAGCUGGGAGACUUUUACUUGGAGCUUCACUGGGACUUUCAAAGCUGGGUGCCUUUGCUCUCCCGAAUCCUUCCCUCUGACGCUUGUAAGAUCUACAAACAGGGCAUCAACAUCCGACUGGACACCACCCUAAUAGACUUCACAGAUAUGAAGUGCCAACGUGGUGACCUCAGCUUCAUCUUCGAUGGUGACGCCAUCCCCUCGGAGUCCUUUGUGGUGCUGGACAAUGAACAGAAGGUGUACCAACGGAUACACCACGAGGAGUCAGAGAUGGAGACAGAGGAAGAGGUGGACAUCCUCAUGAGCAGCGAUGUUUACUCUGCCACCCUCUCCACCAAGUCCAUCACAUUCUCCAGAGCCCAGACCGGCUGGCUGUUCCGAGAGGAUAAAACGGAGCGUGUGGGAAAUUUCCUGGCAGAUUUCUACUCAGUGAACGGGCUGGUGCUGGAGUCACGGAAGCGUCGGGAGCACCUGACCGAGGAGGACAUCCUGAGGAACAAAGCCAUCAUGGAGAGCCUGAGCAAAGGAGGGAACCUCAUUGAGCAGAACUACGAGCCUGUGAGGCGACAGUCACUAACUGCCCCUUCACCCAACACUAUCUCCUGGGAGGAAUACAUCAACGCAGAGAACGGAAAAGCGCCUCAUCUAGGAAGAGAGCUGGUAUGCAAAGAGAGCAAGAAGAACUUCAAAGCGACCGUAGCCAUGAGUCAAGACUUCCCGCUGGGCAUUGAAUCGUUAUUAAACGUUCUGGAGGUGAUAGCACCCUUCAAGCACUUUAAUAAACUCAGAGAGUUUGUUCAAAUGAAACUCCCUCCUGGUUUCCCUGUCAAGCUGGAUAUCCCUGUCUUUCCAACCAUCACGGCCACGGUGACUUUUCAAGAGUUCCGCUACGACGAGUUUGAGCAGUCCAUCUUCACCAUUCCCAAUGAGUACAAAGAGGACCCCAGCCGCUUCCCUGACCUUUAACCCCUUCGGCUGACACCGGAAAGUGGUCACCUAUGAAAGGACAUUGAUAUUUCAUCAAAUUGUCAUAGGAGAAGAAAAGGAAAUUGUAGGUGAGGUUUUAAAUGUAAGUGAAAUAUGUUGUGUAUGUAAUGUUUAUAAAGGGAUUAUGAUUAACUGACCUGUAGUAAAGCACUGAAUUCACUGUGUGGGACGUAUGUGGAGAAGAAUAAAUACUGUUCCACUGUAAACAACAAGUAGCUACUAUCCAGAGCUUUGUUUGGAGUAGCUUCACUGAACUUUGGGCACUGUUUAGAUGCACUACAGCCAGUCCGUACUGGGCUGAGUUGGCCUGGGCAGCAGAGGGGCGGACCUACUGCACCAGUCGAUACUCAACCCUUUGGUACUGCAUCUGAAACACAUCCACCUGGAAGCAAUGAUAGAAAUGCUAGGAAUUUUAGUUGUACUAGAUCAGAGUUGUCUUAUCCUAUUUGACUGGCAGGAAGCGUGGCAUUAAGUUAUUACAAGCCUUGUUUUCAUAUUCUACCUUUGUAAACUAUGUAACAAACUGUACAAUUCAGUUGAUGGAAAUGAACCAGGUGGUGUACAUUUUUUCAGAGUACAAGUUAUCUGUAGAUGUUUAGGUACGAAGUAAAUUAACUUUUUACAGGUAAGAAAAACCAGGCCUUUCCCUGCGCAAGGUGUAAAUACCUAUUUUAAUUUUUUUUCUUUUGUGUUAAUAUGGGAGUAGAGGUCUAUGACAGGAAGAGUUUCAGAAGUUUUAUGCAAAGGUUAGUUGAUGUGAGUUCACCCAAGAGGUCAUUGGUUUGUAUCGUGGUGGCAAUGGAUAUUUUUGUACAUAGAAUAUUGUGCUGGUGAAAGUCUCCAAAUCCUUAAGUCAAGUCUUUGUUGACAUGUUCCCUACAGACCUAUGUGUGAGCCAAGUGUACAAAGCACUGAGAUCUUACAUCCUUGAGUUUUACUGUGUCCAAGGACUGGACUAUUCGGCAGUUGCAGUCUUCAGAUUAUACAGACUCAGUUAGGAUUUCAGUCGUGUUAAUUUGUUUCAAGAACAGUUUCAGUCGAGUCCUGUUUGCUUCUGAACAUUGCAGAAUGUUGCUCUUUAGUUUUGAGGAAAAGGUCAAAUCCAACAAUAAGCUCAACUAUGCCUUGCUUCAGGAAUGAAAUAGGACUUCUCUGAAGUGGUGCUCAUGUGGUUCUGCGUCUAACAGGGUUCGCUGAGCUGGAGGGUGAUCAAUACAGCAGCAAUAGACAUGGCAGAAUGCUUUGUACUCUGACUCAUUUUUCUACCUACAUUGAUCGGUGGCCUAUUGACGUAGCCAGUGUUUAUUAUAAACCUUUCCAUCAAGCUUCCAUGUACUACUGGUUAGUGCUGCAAAUGGAAGUGUGCUUUUGUCACUUUUUGUUGUGUGCUGAAUGUUUUUACUUCUCCUGACCAUGGCUUUAGCUGCCAGGCCCUAAUGUAUACACUUAUGCAUUUUUCAUGUCCGUUGUACAGCAAUAGACCUUGUAAAAGCCUGCCACACUAUUUUCAUAUUAAAAAAUAAAAGCCCCAAAAUAAAAAAGUCCACAUAUCUAAAUGAA